CUUCCCUGCACCAGCACCGACCUCGAGCACGCCUUCUUCCCCGCCCAAACCCACCUGAGCCACUCGCGCCUCCCCGCCGCGACCCCGCUCCAUGCCCCAUACGUCUCUGCAGCUCCGAAUCUCCCCACGCGCCUCUCACGCGGAUCCUACAACGACGAAUGGCCGUGCAACACCCCGCGGCGCGCCGCCCCCGCAUUGCCUGUCGCCCCAUGUCGCAACUCAUGAUACUCAUCAAUUGAGCGGUGUCCACGGACGCGGGGAAUGGCUUCGCAUGACCUGCAUGACCGCACACGCGCGAACGUGGGUCGCCCAGCCCGUACAGCUCUCCGACCGCACCCCGUUUCGCAUUCUCAUGCCCGCGCCCGCCGCUGGCUGCGUGUGCUGUCAUCUGACCGUCGCUCGCAGAGUCGCAGCUGCCCCCCAGGCCCGCGUUCUCCCAGCCAUGCCAACCAGAGAACUGCCAGUGCCGUGCUCCGGGCGCGCGAGCGCUGUGCGGCAUCCCAUCGCAUGAUUCGUUCCUAGCCCUUCCUUCCGUGCCGCGAUGCAGUCCGCUUCCCUUGUCUGUCGCGCUUGGGCCGUCCUCGAGCUUGGGUGCCUUCGAGCUAAUCUCGUGCCCCGCAGUGUUCAGCUCGUGACCUUCCUUCCCCACACCAGCCCGCCCUGUCUAUCCGCGACGCUCGGGGCUUCUCCGACAAUUGAUUUGGUGUGGUCCUCCGUUCCCUAAGGCGACAGGCGAACGCCACGGUCCCGCUUCGCUUCCAAUCCACACGAAGACCCAGCCAUCUGAAGCUCCGGCCUGCGCAGCACUGCAGACACACUGCCCUGUUGGUGCCGGGCGUUCCACUCCCUCCGAGACCCAAGUUCCGCGUGUCCCUUCCCCCUCGAAUGCCUCAGAUCGCCCGCGUCCCUGAUCACAUGGAUCUCACGCCUCCCUCAUCGACGUCUCCCGCCGGAGGCGGAUCUGGCGGAUCUCUUGGUCUGCACACUAUGCCAUCCGGAUCCCGCGGUGGAGCUCGCGCGUCCGUCCUCGAUCACACACACACCCGUUCGCGUUCGUGGGCGCACUUCCCGCACCACGGACCGUCGGCCGUGGUACGUCUUCCUAGUAGACGAGACUCUCACAGGAGUUCCCGAUCGUUCUGGCGUUGCAUAGGGAUCGGGCGGGUCGUCUCUGACCCCGAUGUCUCAUCGUGAUAAUUCACAUGGAAGACAUAGGUGCUCAGCGGUGACACGCUGUGUUAUCUGUUCAUGAGAGGUCCACUAUACUACACAGCGAACCGUACGAGCGUACUUAGCAGGGGUACAGUGUCUGCAACCAGGCAGUCUCCGCCGUGGCUAUGCAGACUCCUCGUCAACGAUCGCUCGCCCGCUGCGCUGUAGCUAUCGCAAGAGGUACGACCGUAGGGGUUCGCCGACCUCAUUUCCAUCUUUAAUGCGACUUGCUAUACUAUGCGCCCUUGAACGGUGAUACCGAAGGCAGUCGUCAUGUCUUGCGCUCCGCUCGCGAGCGCCAGAUAUUACAAUGGUCAGGCACAUGGAAUUCAGCCGAG
Messenger RNA from Dichomitus squalens LYAD-421 SS1, 1550 nucleotides. RefSeq lists its product as uncharacterized. The coding region runs from base 92 to 511 and encodes 139 amino acids. The transcript is spliced from 2 exons. Lineage: Eukaryota; Fungi; Basidiomycota; Agaricomycetes; Polyporales; Polyporaceae. The record is from RefSeq and is a predicted model, not a curated record.